This is a messenger RNA of Scatophagus argus, 3875 nucleotides long. RefSeq names its product platelet-derived growth factor receptor beta-like. Lineage: Eukaryota; Metazoa; Chordata; Actinopteri; Scatophagidae. The record is from RefSeq and is a predicted model, not a curated record. Gene Ontology annotation, biological process: angiogenesis; protein phosphorylation; cell chemotaxis. Gene Ontology annotation, molecular function: platelet-derived growth factor binding; platelet-derived growth factor beta-receptor activity; ATP binding. Gene Ontology annotation, cellular component: signaling receptor complex. Bases 419 to 3508 code for a protein of 1029 amino acids. The transcript is spliced from 29 exons.
CAGAGAGACAGAUUGAAAACAGACGCUCUCUCUCUCCCACUGUGAGUCAGUCUGUUGGUUUCCAUUCGCCGUCCGUCUGGAAUGAACUCAGACUGAAGGGAAGCAGAAGAAGAAGAAGAAGAAGAAGAAGAAGAGGAGGAGGAGAGGAGGAGAGGAAAAGCUACACAGACACAGAGAAAGACGAAGAAGGAGACGAAGAGGGACGAGAAGACGAACAGCAGCCUCAGAAGGUCCGACAUCAGACGGUGAUUGACAGCCGUCAGUCAUCUGAUCUGAACCAGUCAGGAGCCUUCAGGAACAUGCAGGUGUGACAGACAGCUGGCUGGCAGGUUCAGGAGAAGUUGGAGGCUGCCGUUGGCUGGAUGUGUUUGUGUUCGAGGUUCGUCAUCGGGACCAGACAUCACAGGCUCGUCGGCCAAUGAUGGCGUCCAUCAGAAGACGAACGGGAAGUCUGAAUGUGCUGCACUUCCUGCUGGGUGUGUUCCUGGUUCGUCCUGAAGGGGGCGUUUGUCUGGAGCUGAUGCCUUCAUCCUCUGAGGUUCUGCUCAGCUCAAACUCCAACUACACUGUGGUGUGCUCGGGGUGGAGUCAGGUGACAUGGCGGUUACCGCAGGACUCUUUGGUGGAUGGGGUUGUGGUGGAGGAUCAGGGAUCCAGCAGCAUCCUGCAGCUCUCUAACGCCACCUGGAGGAAUUCUGGGAGAUACACAUGUGAGGAGGCAUCGUCCUAUCAGACCAGAGACAUCGACAUCUUCAUACCUGGUCAAGGUCCGGAGGAAUGGUUUGUCUCACUGGGUCCAGGUGUUGUGAUGAAGGAGGCAGAGGAAGAUACCAUCCCCUGCGUGGUGUCCGACCCGCAGCUGAACGUCUCGCUGUACGAACGUCCGGGCAGGACGCCGGUUACUGGGACGACAUACGAGCCGGGGCGGGGCUUCACAGGUCGUCUGAAUGACACAUCGUACGUGUGCUUGGCCACCCGUGGUCACGAGGAGAGAGAGUCUCAGGUGUACUACGUCUUCAGCAUCGUAGUUCCUAAGGUGAUGGAGGUGGAUCUGACAGUGUCCAGCAGUGUGUUGAAGCAGGGGGAGGUUCUGACUGUAAACUGCACUGUCAAAGACACCGAGAUGGUCUUCUUCUCCUGGGACUUCCCCCGCAGACAGAAAUUUGAGCCUCUGACAGACUUUCUGCCCAAUCGGAUCCGCUCCUUCAUCAACAUCUCCACGGCAACGGUGGCAGAUUCUGGUGUGUAUGUGUGUGAGGUGCAGGAGACAACGCAGGAACAAACUGUGAAGAAAAACAUCACAGUGACAGUACUGGAUCGAGGUUACAUCUACCUGUGGCCUUCAAGUGAGACCAACAUGUCGUCUCUCCUGCAUCACACGGUGGAGUUCAGUGUGGAGGUCGAUGCCCACCCUGUCCCCACUGUCCUCUGGACUAAAGACAACCAGACCAUCUCCACUGAAACCACCUCUGUCACCACCACACACCUGACAGGAAGCAGGUACGUGAGCACACUGACUCUGGUUCGAGUCCAGAUGGAUCAAACAGGAAGUUACACAGCGACUGCUUCCAAUGAAGACGACGUUCAGGAGGUUGUCUUCAGCCUGGAGGUCCAAGCUCCACCCAGGAUCACAUCUCUGUCGGAGGUUGGCAGUAAGGCGGUGCUGUGUGUCAGCGAAGGAGCGCCGCCCCCAUCUGUCACCUGGUACACCUGUCACAGUUCACACAGGUGCAGUAAUUUGACUGGCGGCUGGGUGAGCCUAUCAGCAGCCUCUGAGGCUGUGCAGGAGAACAUCACGGAGGUGGAGGAGAGAGGAGUCACCCAGGUACGCAGUGUGUUGACUCUGCAGAGUCUCGUCUCUCUGUCAGCUGUUCGCUGUGAGGCCAAAAACUCAAUAGGACGACGAGCCAGAGACCUGCGAAUACUGUCCAACUCUCUCCUUUCUCAGGUUGCAGUGUUGGCAGCAGUUCUCGUUCUGGUAGUCAUCGCCGUCAUCUUCCUCAUCGUCCUCAUCCUCCUCUGGAGAAAAAAACCUCAGUAUGAAGUUCGAUGGAAGGUGAUCGAGUCGGUAAGUCCUGACGGACAGCAGUACACCUACCUCAACCCCGCCCACCUGCCCUACAACUCCACCUGGGAAGUACCACGAGAGAAUAUAGUACUCGGUCAGGUGCUGGGUUCAGGUGCUUUUGGUCGUGUCGUCGAGGCAACAGUCUCUGGUCUGCUUCAUUCUCAUUCUACAACUAAGGUGGCCAUCAAGAUGGUCAAAUCCAGCAGCGGUGCAGUUCAGUCUCUGAUGUCGGAGUUAAAGGUUUUGGUUCAUCUCGGUCCUCACCUGAACGUCGUCAACCUGCUGGGAGCCUGCACAAGAGGAGGUCCUGUCUAUCUGAUCACUGAGUUCUGUCGUCAUGGAGACCUGGUGACCUAUCUGGAGAGGAACAAACACACCUUCUUACACAGCGACACACACACCAAAAGUGACAGCGAUGGAGGCUACAUGGACAUGAAUAAGGAGGAGAGCGUCCAGUAUGUCGCCAUGAAGGAGCUCAGCUACGCCGACAUCGAACCUGCAGUGUACGAGACGCCGUACACGCCGCCAGACCAGCAGGAGGCGUCUCUCCUCCUCAGUGAUUCUCCUCUCCUGACUCUCCACGACCUCCUCAGCUUCUCCUUCCAGGUUGCUCAGGCCAUGAACUUCCUCUCCACCCGAAACUGUGUCCACAGGGACCUGGCAGCGAGGAACGUCCUGGUCUGUGAAGGGAAGCUGGUGAAGGUCUGUGACUUUGGUUUGGCCAGAGAUCUGACCAAGGAUCGGGACUACAUCGCCAGAGGAAACAGCUUCCUGCCAGUGAAGUGGAUGUCCCCAGAGAGUAUUUUCCAGAACAUUUACAGCUGUCAGAGUGACGUCUGGUCCUACGGAGUCUUACUGUGGGAGAUCUUCUCUCUGGGUGGGAGGCCAUACCCCGACCUCCCCAUGACCCAGGAGUUUUACUCUGCUCUGAAGAGAGGAUACAGGAUGAGUCGACCGGAACACGCUCCUCACAACAUUUUUGAUCUGAUGAAGCAGUGCUGGGAGGAAGAACCUCAGUCCAGACCUUCUUUCUCCUCACUGGUCGUCUCCGUGUCCGACAUGUUGCCUGAUGACUACAAAAAGUGUUACGUCCAGCUGAAUGAGAACUUCCUGAAAGGUGAAAAUCCAGCAGUUGUUCGAUCCAGACUGAGUCCAACCCAAGCUGUUGGAGAUCAGACUGAUGGACAGACAGACACAAAUGGAAGCCCUACGCCUCAGGUGAGCGUUCACCUCGUGGAGGCGGGGCCAGAGGAGGCGGGUCCCUCCCACGGCACAUACAUCAUCCCCAUCACUGACAUCACCAUAGAAACCAGUGGUGACGCUGCGCUGGACGCAGGCAGCCCUCAGCUCUCUGAUUCUCAGGAUGAAGCACAGGAAGUGACGUCAUCAGAGGACAGACAGGAAGCAGAGGAACGUCCUGAGGAGGAGAGCUGCCUGUGAAGGGUUCAGCUGCCUGCUGGGUCCUCCUGCCAGUCAGAGCGUAGGGCUGCAGCGCCCUCCAUUCCCUCCAGCAGGUCGUCUAUAAUCAGGGCUUAGUUUACCCACAACGUUGACUGUAAGGUUGCCAAAGGAAAUAUAUUUUUGUUUUAAAUAUUUUUUAGAUGUUUGUUUCAUUAUUCCUGUUGAAAUGGAACAGAACUAACAGAAGUAACUUUAUAAUACUGAGCUUUAUAUUCUUCAUAUACUCACAUUAUUCAGAAGUGUCUGUAUUAUAUCUGAAUUAUUAUCUGCUUUGUGUUUAUUCAAGCUGCUCGGAACCAGUCAGAACUGAAUCUCCUUAUCCAAAUAAAUUUCAGAAUAAAAUCAA